Messenger RNA from Durio zibethinus, 834 nucleotides. RefSeq lists its product as uncharacterized. The record is from RefSeq and is a predicted model, not a curated record. Lineage: Eukaryota; Viridiplantae; Streptophyta; Magnoliopsida; Malvales; Malvaceae.
UUCAUCUUUUCACCUUAAUUUAAAGUACAAUAGAUCAAACUCAUGACUGUUCCAUUUAUAGAAAAAGUUUUAAGUCAUGGGAAAAUGGAAAAUCUGCUGUGCAGUGACAGCGGUUUUGUUCAUCAUUGUCGUAGUGGUUUUAGUUACCUUGUGCUUCACUCUGUUUAAACCUAAAGACCCCAAGAUCACUCCUCAGUCUGUUACCCUUGAAAGCAUUCAUUUGGUAGUUUUCCCAGUUGUAAAGGGAAACGUUUCAUUGGGAUUAGAAGUCACGGUUGAUAAUCCAAAUUACGGAGGCUUUAAGUACAGAAAUAGUACAGCUUAUAUAUUUUAUCGUGGAAAUUUAGUGGCAGAAGCUCCAAUCGAAAAUGACUCGAUCUCAGCUCGAGCAAAGCAUAAUAUUAGCACAAAAGUGAUCAUCUUUGCAGAAAAGUUGGGAACGGAUGGUAAUUUCGUGAUCGAUAUUUUAAGUGGGAUUCUCAAUUUUACUUCAUCAACGAUCUUGCAUGGAAAAGUGAACGUGUUCAACAUCCUCAAGUUGAAAGCUUCAAGCAGCAGCAGCUGUAACAUCUCCGUUUUGGUUCAAAACCAGACCGCUUAUUCUGUUUGCAAAAUCAAAACAAGGUUAUAAUUACUGCCGGGGGAACUUUUUAGUUCGUACAAACCGGAUACAUUUAUUCUGCAAGAAUUAAUACAAGAGACCACAGUUGUUGAUUCAUCAAAAUAGUUGUCAUUGGUAAUAAAGGAAGUUGGUGUGUUGCUUCAAUAAUCUUUAUUAAGCUAUACUUGAGUAUUGAUUGAAGUAUGGUGAAACAUUUAUUUUGAACAAUUAUU